Helicoverpa armigera (cotton bollworm) is the source of this 982-nucleotide messenger RNA. Its product is annotated as histidine-rich glycoprotein. Gene Ontology annotation, cellular component: extracellular matrix. The record is from RefSeq and is a predicted model, not a curated record. Bases 1 to 915 code for a protein of 304 amino acids. The transcript is spliced from 7 exons. Lineage: Eukaryota; Metazoa; Arthropoda; Insecta; Lepidoptera; Noctuidae.
AUGUUUUCAAAAAUUAUCCUAGUCGCAACCCUCCUCGCUGCGGUGAGCGCGCGGCCGCAACACGAUCACGACUACCAGCACGGUCACGGUCACGCUGUGUCAUCGCAGAGCAUCGUACUGCACCAAACUCACGAGAGCAAGCACGAGCCCGUACACCACGAGGAACAUCAUGAGGAGCAGCACGAGCAGCACCAGGAGGAGCAUCACCACGGACACCACGAGGAACACCACGGCCACGCAUCCUCCUCACAGAGCAUCAAGCAGCACCACGGCAAAGCCACUGAGAAACACGUCGAGUACUAUUCUCACCCUAAGUACGAGUUCGCGUACAAAGUGGAGGACCCUCACACCGGCGACAAGAAGUCGCAGCACGAGGCGCGCGACGGCGACGUCGUGAAGGGCGUGUACAGUCUGCACGAGCCUGACGGUACCAUCAGGAUUGUGGAGUACUAUGCUGAUAAGAAGACCGGAUUUAACGCCAACGUGAAGCGGGAAGGCCAUGCCAAACACAUCAUUCCUGAACAUCAUCAUCAUCACCACAUCUGCAUAGCCGCCGCCGUCAUCUGCGCCAUUAGCGUUUCGGCACAACACGAGCAUCAUCACCACGGCCACGCCUCCUCCUCACAGAGCAUCAAGCAGCACCACGGCAAAGCCACUGAGAAACACGUCGAGUACUAUGCUCACCCUAAGUACGAGUUCGCGUACAAAGUGGAGGACCCUCACACCGGCGACAAGAAGUCGCAGCACGAGGCGCGCGACGGCGACGUCGUGAAGGGCGUGUACAGUCUGCACGAGCCUGACGGUACCAUCAGGAUUGUCGAGUACCAUGCUGACAAGAAGACCGGAUUCAACGCUAAUGUGAGGCGUGAGGGUCACGCCAAGCACAUUGUUCCUGAACACCACCACCACCAUUAAAUCUGUGAUAUUACUUGUUAGAAAUGCCUCGUUGACUAAUUGUUAAUCUAAUUAUAAGAAUAAAAUA